This is a messenger RNA of Melampsora larici-populina 98AG31, 2787 nucleotides long. RefSeq lists its product as uncharacterized. The record is from RefSeq and is a predicted model, not a curated record. NCBI's taxonomy places the organism in Eukaryota, Fungi, Basidiomycota, Pucciniomycetes, Pucciniales, Melampsoraceae. Gene Ontology annotation, molecular function: protein serine/threonine kinase activity; ATP binding. Bases 1 to 2787 code for a protein of 928 amino acids. Gene Ontology annotation, biological process: protein phosphorylation. The transcript is spliced from 11 exons.
AUGGUCUUCGGAAACCCCUACAUCGGCGCGAAAUACCGGCGAAUGCCUUCGCACCCAACCUUACCCCUGCCAAAACAUAAAGGCCUCGUUGGCCUUGCAUGUCCUGACUGUCCGAUUUCCAACGCCCCUUCGCUGAUGUAUCUCUCCGAUAACGAAGAAAAAGAUACUGUCAAUGUAAAAUGCCCAAGAACUGUGCAUUUCUACCGUACAUUCAAGCUCAAUCAACUCAUUCAUGAGAUCGGAUGCAUCAACGCCGGUGCCCCUUACCCCAUUUCUUUCGACCUUUCUGCUUACGGACCCCCAGUCAACAUUCGAGGCUUACCAGCAACCCCUCGAAUCAGUCCAACCAACAGCCAGCCAAAGACCUCCCAACGAGUCAAACGAACCGGGCCAGGGAUCGAUUGCGCUCGUCCCAACAUAGGACCCACAGCCAACAAGCAUAAGAGAGCCGGACAUGCUGGAUGUGCGCUUCGUUUCUGUAAAUCCUGCUGCCUUGAAUAUGGAACCCCUGGCCAAUGCUACGUGCAUCGCAUCAUCCAAACGCCACCCCCAGUUGUUGCUGUCCCCACAGCCAGCCUCGACGAUCUUCCUGUCCCCAAACGUGCACGGUUACUUCCGGCGCAGUGUGCCCAGGCCAUCGGCAGAGUCGGAACCAUCCUUUCCGCAGAUGGCCAGCUCCUUCUCGCCGCCUCGCGUGUGGACCAGGCGGAAGCGGUCCGAAAGGCCUCCACUCCUUCUAUCGACCCAGGGAAGGUGAUCAGCCUUCACCUUGUAACCCAGGGUGCCGAUGCUCCCAUCAUCUCCCACUUUUUUCAAGACUGGCCCGUGGCCAUUCUCAACGACUGUCAAUCCCUCCUACGCGACGCACAGGCGGCCUCUGGUCCAGAUUGGGAUGGCCAGCUGUGCGUAUGGGAAGAGCCCAUGAGGAAAUGGCGUGAAAUCCCAGUGCAUCUGCCGCACAAAUAUACUCGCACCUCAAAGAACCUGGUCUUGUGCGUACCCAAGCAACGUGCGAAUCUCACCGACGAGCUCCAAGAUGUCCUAGAAGGCCUUCAAUUGGGUAAACCGAUCGUCCCCCGAGUUCCAACCCAAUCCGACACAUCUGAAGAUGUUCUUCAAGCAUCACCCCCAGUGGUACUACACUCGGCCUCGAACUAUGACUCAGCCAGACCCACACCACAGCCGUCGCCACAGUCACAAACCUCCACGUCACCAGAACAGAACGAUUCAGUGCCUAUCCCCUCAACCCCUGAUUCAUUACGUCUGGACGAUUCACUUGUCCAUCUCAAUCCGGCUUUGUUUGGAAUAGGCACCAUCAAGGUCGAUGGGUCCCCCUUUCCCUCACCGUCGACACAAUCAGAUACUAGUGGUGCCACGCUGAGAGAUUGGCCAGGUGAAGACACCCUGGUAUCAGAAAUGCUUGCUUGGUAUCGAUCUGCCGGCGGGUUUACCCCGCGGCGCAAGGCUCGCAUCUCACUUUGGAUCGAACAAUAUGGAAGUCAAUUUAGGCUUAAAGACAAAACAGUAUAUCGCUACGCCGCCUGGGUUGAUCUAGUCGAUCUUGACAGAAUGCAGGCCUGGGUGGAUCAUUGGCCUGAAGAAGGUGAAAUCAACAAGCACAACAUCACCGUGGCACGGACGAGGCGAAACUUCCAGCAAGAAUACGACAUCGUAUGUUCCUUGCCCCACACGGCGGUGCGCGAGCAAGGCCUCGGAAUUGCCCCAGUCGAUUCAGAUUCAUCAGCUUCUCUCUGCCUCUUCGCCGACGAUAUUCAUCUUGCUUGCCUAACUCAAGACAUCACAUACAACACUGCACCUCCCCGCCAAAACAACCCCAGUAACCCCAAUUUUACAUCUUACAUCUGUUGUCAAAUGACACGCAUAGACAUGUACUCGAGCUUAAAAUUGGCCUCCCCUGCCAAGUGCUUCACAACUUCGGAGGACCUUGGUUGGAAGGCGUUACCGUUCGACCAACCAGAUGAUCUAUUUUUGACAAGAAACGACCCCGGCACCAGAUCCAACUGGGUAUUUGGGCUUGUGGAACGUCAGCAAACAACGCGGCGGACCCCAGACGUGUUAAAGUACAAGUGGGGAUGUAACAUCAUCGAUAUCGACGUCAAUCAACGCACCGCUCGGUUCUCCUACGAUGGUCGUUACACAUACUCAGCAGUUUGGCACACGGGUGCCGAAGAUGUUACAUUAGAUGCAUGUGCUCUCGACCGUACAAAGGAUAACCUCCAAGAUCACCUGCGAUUUGCCCAAAUGUAUUACCACGCUGAUUGCCUCCUCCAAACAUUCAAAAGAUUGCUCCUUCCCCUUCGCGAAUUCAGUGAUGCAGAAUAUCGUGUGCUUCGCAAAUUGCACAUUACCCAGAACCUCGUACUCUUCAUUACCCAAGGUUCCAACAAUAGGAGACGGUGGUUCAAUCUACGUGAGAAAGUUUCCGCUAAGCCCGUUUGUAUAACGGCCGAGGGGGGUUUCGGGCCGGAAAGUCGGGCUGCAAACCUCCUCGGGCGGUUCUUUGAAUGCUUCACCCAUUGGACUUACAACUAUCAUAAUUGCCAAGCUUUAAUCCACGGGUUCCGUGGUGAUGGGUCCAUUAUCACUGAUCUAGCUAUGGAUGAUAACACGCGCGAAUGGUUUAUACAGCACCCAUCCACAGCAGGGUGUCAAGCAUUUGCGUCAAGACAUGAAUGCAAUCACUUUUGUCGUAGCUUAGGUAUGACAAAGCCAUUACCCUACUACCCAGUUGGAUCGCCACCUGUUAACCCUGAUGAACAGGAUUGA